Molecule: messenger RNA, 2149 nt
Organism: Penicilliopsis zonata CBS 506.65
Lineage: Eukaryota; Fungi; Ascomycota; Eurotiomycetes; Eurotiales; Aspergillaceae
Exons: 2
Coding region: 53-2056 (667 amino acids)
Cellular component (GO): mitochondrion
Source: RefSeq, a predicted model, not a curated record
AUUUCUUUCGCCGGCCGUCCAGAACUUUGCAGCUUUCGAGAAAGCCAUUAGAAUGAUGUUAAAUGGCGGUCGCACGGUCUUCAGAGGUCCGAGGCCUUGGAUUCCACUCACAAAGCAGUUUUGCCCGUCGCCACGCCAUGGAAGGACAUUUUCGUCCUUGACAUACCUUGCACAGUCUCAGUUAUCAUCGAAGCGCAUUCCAGGCUACUCACAGUCGAUACGAACACAACAACGAUGUCUUUCAACGAAGAUCGAGGCAUCUGAGCUACCACCGGAGGUGAUCCACGAGUUGCUGCCGCUAUGUUGCCCUGGGUGUGGUGCAUAUUCGCAGACCGUAGAACCGAAUGAACCGGGAUACUACAAUCUCAACACAAGGCAGUCCCGCAAGCUCAUCCAUGAGAGAAAAAAGGACCUAAAAUCGAUCCAACAUCAAGUUGCGGAGCAGACGGUCGAGAAUAAUACAGAGAUUGCCAAUGAGGAAGUUGGAGAGACUACGGAUACGGACACGACGCCGCGCGUUCCUCGGCCCUCGCACGGAGUCUCGCUCGCCGAGACCAAUGCAGAAGGUGGCACUUCAGACGUGAAGAAGGCAUCGCUACAGAUCUGUGAGCGAUGCCACGACCUAAUCCAUCAUAACAAGGGAGUUCCCGCCCCCUCCCCUUCUAUCGAUUCCAUCGGAGCUCUUCUGGACGAGUCGCCGCAUCGAGACAACCGUAUCUUCCACAUUGUAGAUGCUGCCGACUUUCCGAUGUCUAUGAUUCCGAAUAUCUACGACGCACUGUCUAUUCAAAAGCAGCGCUCUCACAAUCGAAGGUCUGAACCAACGAAAUACAGAGGAGGGAAGAAGCUACCCACCAUUUCCUUCAUCAUCACACGGUCAGAUCUUUUAGCAGCGACAAAGGAACUCGUUGAUGGGAAGAUGGAAUACAUGAGAACGGUUCUCCGUGAAGCGCUUAGCAAACGGGAAGAUUUUCGUCUGGGGAACAUUCACAUGGUCAGCGCCCAGCGGGGGUGGUGGACAAAGACUGUCAAGGAAGAGAUCCGAGAGCACGGCGGGGGGGUUUGGGUGGUCGGUAAGGCGAAUGUCGGCAAGAGCAGCUUCAUCGAAACCUGUUUCCCCAAAGACUCCAAGAACUUGGGAAACCUGGAAAAAGCGGUGCAACCUCACCGGGACGAAACCCACAUCAAAGAGCAGCAUGCUUCCGCCCUUCUUGAUACUGGGGGUCUCUUGCCACCGGCACCUCGGGAAGACCGAUAUCCCAUGCUUCCCACUGUAUCAUCGUUACCAGGCACUACGGUCUCACCGAUCCGAAUUCCGUUUGGGCGUGGAAAGGGGGAGGUGAUCGAUCUGCCGGGCCUCGACCGCGGGAGUCUGGUGAACUUUGUUCGUGAGGAGCACCAGCGCAAGUUGAUCAUGACGAAGCGGAAGAAGCCCGAGCAGCUGACGAUCAAGCCGGGACAAUCCCUGAUCCUGGGAGGCGGACUUAUCCGGAUCACACCCGUCGACCCGGUCGGUGUCACGCUGGCGGCGUGCUUCCUGGACCUCGAAUCACACGUGACGAAGACGGAGAAGGCUCUCGAGAUGGUCGCCGGACAGCGGGAGUACCCUGGUGAGGUGAUCAUGGCAGAAGGCGCUGGAAGCGAGAUGGCUUCUGCCGGAAAAUUUGAGCUACAAUGGGAUGUGACCAAAUCGUAUAUCCCGCGACCAAUACAGCAACGCAUGAAGAAGAGUGACUACGAGCCGCGUCCGCUCCCUUACAAAGUGAUGUCGGCUGACAUCCUUGUCGAGGGCUGCGGGUGGAUCGAGCUGACCGCGCAGGUGCGGACCAAGACACAGACCGACGCCGAACCUAGCUUCCCGCGAGUGGAAGUGUUCAGUCCGCAGGGCAAGUCGAUCGGGUACCGGCGACCGAUUGAGUGCUUCACGCACAUUGCCGAGAAGAGGGCGAUGGACCGCCGCAAGGCCGGCCCUCGAGGACGACAGAGCAUCAGUCGGAAGAAACGGAUCCUUGGGUCUCAGAUGGCUGCUGUCCGCAGUGUUUUGAAUGUUUUUUGAUGGCCUAUGCCAAACCUCGACUUCAUCUGUACUAUAUCAGUGUAUCAUACUUUGUAUCAUAACUGUAGAAAUCCAACUAGUUCAUAUACCUAG